AUGAGCUUGUCCUUCCUCCUCCUCUUCCUCAGCCACCUGAUCCUCAGCGUCUGGGCUCACGGGGAGAAACGCCUCGCCCCCAAAGGGCAACCCGGACCCGCUGUCACUGAUAGAAACCCAGGAGGCGCCAGGAGCAGCCGGAGCAGCAGUAGCACGACGUCUUCCUCCUCUUCCUCUGCCUCCUCCUCCCCCGCGGCUUCUCUGGGCAGCCAAGGAAGCGGCUUGGAGCAGAGCAGUUUCCAGUGGAGCCCCUCGGGUCGCCGGACCGGCAGCCUCUACUGCAGAGUGGGCAUUGGUUUCCAUCUGCAGAUCUACCCGGAUGGCAAAGUCAAUGGCUCCCACGAAGCCAAUAUGUUAAGUAUUUUGGAAAUAUUUGCUGUGUCUCAGGGGAUUGUAGGAAUACGAGGAGUUUUCAGCAACAAAUUUUUAGCGAUGUCAAAAAAAGGAAAACUCCAUGCAAGUGCCAAAUUUACAGAUGACUGCAAGUUCAGGGAGCGAUUUCAAGAAAACAGCUAUAAUACCUAUGCCUCAGCAAUACACAGAACCGAAAAAACGGGACGGGAAUGGUAUGUGGCCCUGAACAAAAGAGGGAAAGCUAAGCGAGGCUGCAGCCCCCGGGUUAAACCUCAGCACAUCUCUACCCACUUCCUGCCAAGAUUCAAGCAGUUGGAACAGCCAGAACUUUCUUUCACAGUAACUGUUCCUGAAAAGAAAAAGCCACCUAAUCCUAUCAAGCCAAAGGUUCCCUUUUCCACGCCUCGGAAGAGUCCCAACACAGUGAAAUACAGACUCAAGUUUCGUUUUGGAUAA
Messenger RNA from Diceros bicornis minor, 810 nucleotides. RefSeq names its product fibroblast growth factor 5 (gene FGF5). Lineage: Eukaryota; Metazoa; Chordata; Mammalia; Perissodactyla; Rhinocerotidae. Gene Ontology annotation, molecular function: fibroblast growth factor receptor binding; growth factor activity. Gene Ontology annotation, biological process: animal organ morphogenesis; positive regulation of gene expression; positive regulation of cell population proliferation. Bases 1 to 810 code for a protein of 269 amino acids. Gene Ontology annotation, cellular component: cytoplasm. The transcript is spliced from 3 exons. The record is from RefSeq and is a predicted model, not a curated record.